Molecule: messenger RNA, 1103 nt
Organism: Cercospora beticola
Lineage: Eukaryota; Fungi; Ascomycota; Dothideomycetes; Mycosphaerellales; Mycosphaerellaceae
Gene: ARL3
Product: Arf family GTPase ARL3
Biological process (GO): protein localization to Golgi apparatus; intracellular protein transport; Golgi to plasma membrane protein transport
Cellular component (GO): Golgi apparatus
Molecular function (GO): GTPase activity; GTP binding
Source: RefSeq, a predicted model, not a curated record
CAUGCGCGUGCAAACGCCUGCGCCGAAUGUGCACUCCUUCUCGCUCGGGAAUGUAGUCCAGCAUGCACAAGAGUAGCCCGCCCUUUCGCUCGCCCCGGUAGCAGAGAUGUAUCAUCUCGUCAAGUCGCUCUACUUGCACGCGACCAGUAAGGAGGAAUACUCCAUCCUCCUGCUCGGGCUCGACAAUGCCGGCAAGACCACGUUGCUCGAGCAGAUCAAGAGCAUCUACAAUGCCGACUACGACGCGAAGCUCAACACGGUGCCCACCGUCGGCCAGAAUGUCAGCCUCGUUGACCUACCCGAGAUGUACUUGAAAAUAUGGGAUGUUGGCGGCCAGCAUACCCUGCGAGGGCUUUGGCAGUCAUAUUACAGCAGCUGCCACGCCAUUGUCUUCGUUAUUGACAGCACCGAUAUUGGAGAUGCCGACAUCACGCGUCUGUCCGAGGCAUCAGCGGGCCUGGAUGCCGGAAGAUUGGACGAGUGCAGAUUGGUGUUGGAGGACGUGCUGCAGAACGACAUGACGGAGGGAGUGCCAAUUCUGGUGUUGGCAAAUAAACAGGAUCGAGAGGACUGCGUGGAGGUGGUGCGCAUCAAGGAGGGACUAGUCAAGAAGGUCUUCGAAGGCGAGAAGGGACAGAAUGUGAGAGACAGUAGGGUACUGCCAUUGAGUGCCCUGACGGGUACAGGAGUCAGAGAAGCAGUGGAAUGGCUGUGCAGCAGAGUCAAGUGGAACAAGGAGGCGCGACCACCAGUGAUGAGGUGAGGGCGGGCGUGUGGUUGAUUGCCCAGAGACUUCAGAGCUACUUGAUUCAUUCGAUCAAGAUCUUACAAUACGGACCAACAUCCUUCCCGAGCCAUUGAGCAGACAGACACGGUCGACAAGUGCCGCACCUCGGGCCUGCUGUCUAACCGACAAUCGAGUUUCGGCCCAAGAAGGAGAGAAGUCGCGCGUGCUCCGUACAGCAGUCGCAUCCGCCUUCACAGCAGAUGCAGGAGCUACAGACUAGCUGUGGCCUGCGCAGACAGCUUCACGCCGGUGCAAGCCAACUCCCAUCACUCCGAGCACUUGACCUCUCCUGGACACACCUAUUUCUACUGCAUGA